AGCGGAGAGCAGCCGGGCGGCGAGGAGACGGUGGGGGGAGGCUACGUCCACCAGCGGGCUUGGGGGAGGAGCUGGUUGGCAGUUGUAAAUUUGAGGGCCAUGUGCAGAAAUGGCUGGUGACCGUGAGGAGGCUUUGGGCAGCGAUAUCUGCCCCAUCCCCAUUUCCCUGUGAGGGCAAGUUAGUAGAUUAGAGGCCCAGGCAAAGGCACACAGAGCCAUAGUCCACCCCCGCUGUCAGAGACAGUGAACACAAGCCCCGGUGUCAGAGCCAAGUCCUGAGGAGACCCCUCCCCCCCCAACCCAUGAUGCCAUAGUGAAGGCACAUUUGCAUGCUAAGGGUACAAGGCACAUACAGCGCCUGACCUCAUAGAGACUGAAGCACAUUAAACAUGGUCACUGACCCUUGUUCAACUUCAGUGGCAUUUCCUCAGCUACUUUACUGAGAAGCUGUAGGCUGCCCAUGUAAUCCUAGCCUGAAAACGACUUUUGUAUCAGGACCUUUGAGGAUGAAUAAUACCAGUUUGCCUUUGCUGGGGAACCUACCACAGUGGUCAAGAGUAGGACGACUGGAUAAAUCAAGCCAUCUUCAACUUGGCAUCGAGAAUGACCAAGGACCUCAGCCUCACUCUCAGUCCCAAUCUGUUGAAGUCUGGAAAAAAGACCCACAUAAACUAGUCAUGGAUUUGGAGAGAAGCCUGAAGUUCCUACAGCAGCAGCAUGCUGAGACCCUAAUGAAGCUUCAUGAGGAAAUUGAGUAUCUCAAAAGGGAAAACAAAGAGCUUCAUUAUAAACUCAUAAUGAAUCAGUCGCUGCAGGUAAAAGGUGAUAAUUUAACUCCCACCUUGUCUGACAAGUUCCUUUCAAGGCAAGGUUCAGCAGCUGCUGCAGGCUCUAGGUAUUCACUGAGAAACAGGCAGCAGAUGGACCAGCCCAAAAAGCAAAAACUGAAUACAGAAGAACAGGUGGUCAAUGUGGUGCAAGGGGAACCAGAGCCUCCCCCGCCAAAGGUGGAGAAGCCACAAGAGGAGGUUCUUUCUAGAGAGGACAAAGAAGUUGCUGAUAAAAUUACAUCUCCAGUACUUUCACUGCCAUGCCAGAUUAAAUCUGGGCAAGCUCAGGUACCACCAGCCUCCUCCAACCCUUUCCUCGUGAGUGUCCUCCCCUCCCAUAUCCGGAAACCACCUACAUUGGAAGAGUGUGAGAUUGUCAUUCACCAGCUAUGGAACAUCAACCACAUGCAGGCACAAGAGCUGAUGUAUUUGAAAUCGUAUCUGGAGGACAUCCACAAGAACAAAAGGAUUCCUGAAGACUAUCUGCUAGCCAGCCAGAUUGGAAAGGCAUCAACACAUGGAGAAUCCACCACUUCCCUUGGUAGUUGGUUCCAAUGGUUAAAUCAUCCUCACUGUUACAGAAUGUGUCUGACUUCAGCUUCCAGCCCUUGGUUCUUGUUCUGCCUUUCUCUGCUAAAUGAAAGAGCCCUUUAGUAGCUGGUAUUUUUGUUUGAAGGUAUUUAUACACUGUAAUCAAGUCACUUCAGUCUUUUUGAGAAGCUAAACAGCUAAACUCUUUAAAUCUCACAUUUUCUCCAGCUCUCUAAUCAUUUUUGUGAUUCCUGCACUCCCUCCAAUUUCAUGGACACCAGAACUAUACAUACUAUGCCAGUAUGUCUCAUCAAUGCCAUUUACAGAGGCAUUCCUACUUACUGCUCCCCUGUUUAUACAUCCAAAGAUCGCACUCGGACCCCAUGUUGAAUUGCAUGACCCCUAAAUCCUUUUCAGAGCAAUUGCUUUCUAGGAUACAAUCCCCAUAGUUAUGGCUUAGUCUUUGUUCCUAGACGUAUAACCAUGCAUUUAGUUGCGUUAAGGUGCAUUUUGAUUGAAUGGGCCCAGCUUAUCACAUGAGCUAGAUCUGUCCAGAUGCUGUGAUGCAGCUUCUCCUAUUCUCAAUGUUCACAUGCAGCAAGAUUUAUUACGUUAUUUUCAAAUGCAAGUUACAGAGGGCCAGCACAAUCCAUCAAUGCUCUGCUACUAUGCUAGAGUGAAGUAGCCAAGGUAUCAUAUCUGCAAAUAUUUUUU
Molecule: messenger RNA, 2075 nt
Organism: Malaclemys terrapin pileata
Lineage: Eukaryota; Metazoa; Chordata; Testudines; Emydidae
Gene: CCDC74B
Product: coiled-coil domain containing 74B
Exons: 8
Coding region: 507-1484 (325 amino acids)
Source: RefSeq, a predicted model, not a curated record